AUGGUAACACAACUGUUGGAAUACUUCGAGAUCGCCGACAUUACGCAUGUGCUAAGAAAUGAGAACCAAGAAGCCAAUAAUCUAGCCCAAAUUGCUUCUGGAUAUAAGAUGUCAAAGUCGAAACUCCAAGAACUUAUUAAAUUUCUAGAGAAGAUGGUGUUGGAUGCACCACCACUAAGGGCAGACAUCCAAGAGGCAAAGGGGGAAGACAUCCUCGACGGAAGUGUCAGUUGUUCUGAAGGUUUCAAUGACGAGCGCCUCGAAGAUUUUGAGUUUGAAAAUUUAUGGGGACACGAAGCUUUUGCUGUUAUCAAUUCAUCACCAUUAGAUUGGAGAAAACCAAUUUUGGAGUACUUAGAGAAUCCAGUCGGAAAUACUGACAGGAAAAUCAAAUACAGGGCCCUGAGCUAUGUGCUGCUGGGGAAUGAAUUGUUGAAGAAAACUCCAGAGGGAGUAUUGCUUAAGUGUCUGGGAAGUACGAAAGCAUAUUUGGCUAUAUCUAAAGUGCACAGUGGAGCCUGUGGUGCACACCAAGCAGGCCACAAGAUGAAAUGGCUACUGUUCCAACAAGGCAUUUAUUCACCCAAUAUGUUGAAGGAUUGUAUCGAGUUCUCCAAAGGAUGCCGGGAAUGA
Molecule: messenger RNA, 633 nt
Organism: Lathyrus oleraceus (garden pea)
Lineage: Eukaryota; Viridiplantae; Streptophyta; Magnoliopsida; Fabales; Fabaceae
Exons: 1
Coding region: 1-633 (210 amino acids)
Source: RefSeq, a predicted model, not a curated record